AUGACAUCUGAUUCUGAAAUUAGCAAUGCCGCUGACCGAAGUGGAAUCGGUGAUGCCGAUUCUCUGGCAUCUACGGCAGCAAGUGAAGCGGAAGCGGAGUACUUCGUGAAUGACAUCCAUGCGGAACGGAGGUUCUACGUUGAGCCAGAUUCUGAGGAUGAUGAAGGUAACUUUGUCACUCAGUAUCUGGUCGAGUGGGCCGGGUACAGCAUGGACAGGUGCAGUUGGGAGCCGAAGGAAAUGUUUACUUCGGAAGAGACACUAGAUGGCUGGGAGGAGAAAAAAAAGCAGAUCGCGGAGGGCAGAGUGACUCCCUUCAAUCUCAAGUCAUGGGAAAAGCGUAUGGCAAUGUUGGAGAAGAAGACAAAGAAGCGAAAAGAAGCCCGAAGGCGGAAACGAGAGCAAAGGGCACGACAGAAAUGCCUCCCUCGAGCUGAAUCAUCUCGACUGGCCAAUCUUGAUAUCACAGAUGCCCGUGAGCCCGAAGCAGACAUUGCACCAAACAGAGCUCCCAGUCGCCUAUCCGUGGAUUCCAACGCUUCGGCCUUAUUCAUUCCAGCUGAAACCCUACCGCCAUCAGAAAAUGUGGUGCCUCGCCAAUCGCUGCAACAAAGAGCACCUCCGAGAUCAGUUACCUCCAGUGCGCAAACGAAUCGGAACGAGUCUAUAGGAUCAACAACCUUGAUUGCACAAACAAAAACAACCCCAAACAAGCUUCCAAACUCACGACUUUCCCAGCUCGCGAAGAAACCUACCGCUAAGCAAAAACCCUCGGCACGCCAGUUAAGCCCUCCACCAGCAGCAAAGCCAACAUUGUCUUCUUUUGGUACGGGCCCGGGGGCCCAGCGCGCAUACCGUGAUCACAAAUUGAAUGAACGAGCACCGGAUUUGUCACAGAUGGAGCUGAGGAAACCGUCUGAAUUCGCACCAAGGAUGAACAUCGGCAUCACCACCUCAAUCGUGGGCUCAUCUGUAACAAGUCCCAAGUCCCCGGAAGCCCAAAAUCAACCCGCUUCUGAGAAUUCAAUGAGCUUCACCGGUCCACCAAAACAACAUACUGGUCCAAUAAACGAUGAAGCUGCAAAUCAGCCGGAGAAAUCUGUUGCUCUCGCACCCUCAUCAGUCAUGGCUCCUUCAGUGCCUCGCUCUUCGAACUUAGGCUCCACUGUGUUAGUUUCCUCGUCGGCUGUGUUGUCUGACCCCAGUGCACCGUCGAAUCCAGAGGAACCCGUUGGCCAUGUAAAUUCUACUACUUUUAUUAUCUCACCAGCUACACAAUUAAAGCCCAUUUCACAGGCCAACCUCACUCGGCUUGCCGAUUCUGUAGAUACUAUUGUCUCUACUUUCUCGCCGCCAGGUGAGGCUCCUUUGACGAAUCCUGUUGGGCUGUCAACAUCUGCCCUCACUGCACCCUCGGCAGCUCCUUAUCCCCGCCCCCCAUCACAUGCCAAUAUUGACAGACCUACCAGUCUCUCGGCCUCUACUAUUUCGGGUUUUACUUCGCUCGUUCUUCCAGGAGCCCGUGCGGAGGCUACUUCAAUUCAACCUGCUAGACUCCCCGGUUAUAGCCUUACUACCCAGUCACCAGCCAUUCCAACUAGGCCCCGUGCAAUGGCCAAUUUCGAGAGGCGUACUGAGAAUCGAGACUCUCAGGACAGCCGCGGGACAGUCCGAGGCUGGGACAGCUAUAAACCAGACUCAACCAGACAGUCUAACAACACAAUGGUAGCCGAUACCUACCGACCGUCAGAGCUAUCUCGUCGAUCAUCACCAACCCGACGGUCAUCACCAAACCGACGGUCACCACCAUAUCGGCGGUCACCCUCUCGUCGGCCACGGUCACCCCCCUCUCGAAGGUCACCGCCCCCCGGUCGACUAUCAAGGUCUUCUUUGCGUGAUAUGGGUGAUUAUUAUGCGCCUCGUAGCCCAUCCCCAACCUAUUCUCGGAUUGCGUCACGAUCUUCAGACUCAAUCGGGUUGAAUGGGAACCCAAUAGCCAAUGCUCAGUCAUUUGCUCCCACCGAACCUAGAGCCGGAGCAUCUGCUCCACCUAGUCUUUCCAUCGCGGCCCAAAUUGCCAGAAUGCCGGUGCGUGAUAGCUGGGCGCCCGGUUGCAUCAGGAUUAGUAGAUACUUUUGCAAUAAAGCCCUGGGAGAGAUUCUCGUCCAUAUGUUUAUCGGACCUGGCAAGAGACCCCUCGGUGCUUUCAGAUUAUGCGGCAUCCGUUCGGAUGUCCAAUCAUCUCUGAUCCUCGCUAAGAACCCGAGAACAGGCCAAGUUGAGGUUUGGUUUAAGCACCUGUGCACAGUCAGAGAGUACGAGAAAUUGUGCCAAUCUAGUGAGACAAAUUCUGUGCUGAGUACCGGCUGGGUCGAGGGCUUCAGCGACACCAACGAAAACCUGUUUCAUCUGGCAGAGGAUCUCCGAAAGGACGACCUCAUCGCCAUUCACUAUCCUAUGGGGUCAAUAAACCUUGCCUGGGUUGCUUGGUCACGUGGGUCACAGGAAUUCAGAUUUCCACGUCCCAAGAAUGAAGUGCCACCCGGCAUUCCACUACUCAUUGCUGCUCGUACUAUGCUCGCACCGAUCGAAGUUCUAAGCUCUAGUGGACAACCACAUGGCUUUUUGCCAGAUAAAUCGCUUUCACUGCGAGUCGAGCCUCCUAGUGCAGAUGAUGGGCUAGAGGCUGACGGCCCUUUAAGACGGUCGAACUUCCAGCAUGAUAUGGGGAUUGGUGGAUCCUUGCAAUCGCGAGAGGCGCCAACCCCAGUGCGAGCCCAAAUCUUCCCACCCGCAAGUGAACUCAAGAAUAAUUCAAAUUCCGCUAACGCCCACCCACAAGAGAACAUCGCGGUCCAAGCAGCUCAAUUGGGCCGAGCGGCUGAAGAGAUCAUGAGAGCCCGCAAAAUCGAGGUGGAAGAGCUUGCGACAAUUGAGGAAGGCGGGAAAUCAUCGAAGGCGGGUAUUUUCUAUUUGCACUUUCCCAAAGACAACGACGAAAUAAAACAGGAACUGCAGUUUCUGCAGCUACUCUUGAGUCACCAUGAGAAGAUUGUUUUCACAGGCGAUAGCCCCAAAGAUUGGGCAAAAUUUGUGCAGAACAGCAGACAGGGCGUGGCCAUAUUUCACGAAUCAUUCGCUGGAUAUGAUACCUUACGUCCUCCACUCAAUUCUGUGCUUCCUUUCAGUUCGUUCAAUUUCUGGAUUGUUCGCAUUCAAAGACCACUCGAACUAGUUGAUCCCCGUUAUUGUUCACCCAGUGACCACCAUCUACGCGUCUUUCCAUAUGGUGGCGUCAUACUUCUCACCGAAGACAUGUUGGCAGACCUCAGAGGAGUGGCAGUCACUCUCCAAUGGAUUCGGAGCGCAAACAAACACAAACGCAAAUCGUGGACGUUGAUGUUUCCCCCCGGGAUACUUGAAUGGAUUGAAAGGAGACUAGGUGAUGAAAAUUACUCGCAAGAUCAUGAAAUCCUACUGCUCAUCUACACGUUAAUCAUCAAGAACAACGUCACGGACCCUCGCGUGGACUUGUUCGACAAGGCUAGUCUACACCCCAACUCAAAAAGCAACGUCAUCGCACCCUCUCUUGAUGAAUACGGUACUCGCACAGAGCACCAUGCCCUCGAAAUCAAGGACAAAGUUGAACGCGACGCAGAUCAUCUGAUCGAAUUCUUCGCAGGGUGGUCAUUGAUUAACAUACCACGUUUCCGGAAUUUCGUCGCUGUCACGUCUCUCGGUCCUUCCACUGGGCCACGGUGGGACGAAUGGGGCCAUAUGACUGUCAUGCGAACUGGUUUCGGCCAUUUCUUCAAGCGGUUCAGAAUAGACUCGGUGGGCCUCAUGGCCUACCUGUCGGGUGUUUCCAAGGCACGCCCUUCUGGUACUAGCCAAGUAGCUACCCCGUUGGCCGUGGCCACACCCCAGACGCCUAAUUGGACAUCUCACAACUCCAACGCCGCUAUUCAGUCUACCUUCACGGGCAGUCCCAACGGUAAUGGCACGAACAAGUACCCUGCUCCAUACAAGUGA
Messenger RNA from Penicillium expansum, 4032 nucleotides. RefSeq lists its product as uncharacterized. Lineage: Eukaryota; Fungi; Ascomycota; Eurotiomycetes; Eurotiales; Aspergillaceae. The transcript has 4 exons. The record is from RefSeq and is a predicted model, not a curated record. Bases 1 to 4032 code for a protein of 1343 amino acids.